GUCGAGCACGGCUGCCACGUGCUCAACGUCUGGCGCCCCGCGGGCGCGGCCGCCGACGCGGCGCUGCCCGUGAUCAUGUUCGUGCCCGGCGGCAGCAACGACUUCGGCGAGGCCGAGCCCUACAACGCGAGCAUGCUCGCGAGCGCGCAGCACGCCGUCGUCGCGUCCAUCAACUACCGCGUGGGGCCCUUUGGGUUCUUGGCCUUCGAGGAGGACGUCGGCGAGCGCGCGACGGGCAACUGGGCGCUGACGGACAUCCAGGCCGCGCUCGUCUUCCUCCGGCGCGAGGUCGGCGCCUUCGGCGGCGAUCCGACGCGCCUCACGAUCUUCGGCCAGAGCUCCGGCGCGAGCUUGUGCAACUUGCACGCCGUGCUCCCGUCGUCCGGGGGCCUCCUCGAGGGCAUCGUCUCCGAGUCCGGCGGCCUCGACGCGGGCGACGCGCGCGUGAUCGCUUCGUCUUUAGGCCUCCGGCGCACCGCCGCGGGCUUCGAGGAGGCCGGCGCCAAGGCCUACCUGUACCGCUUCGACUACUGGUUCCAGAGCGACGAGACGUGCACGGCCGUGGCCAACUGGCACCCGCCGGAGUUCGGCUCUAUGCACCAGGACGAGAUCAGCUUCGUCUUCGGCCAGCCCAUCAAGAUGAACCUCGGCUACACG
Messenger RNA from Aureococcus anophagefferens, 657 nucleotides. RefSeq lists its product as hypothetical. Gene Ontology annotation, molecular function: signaling receptor activity; neurexin family protein binding. The annotation marks the transcript as partial. Gene Ontology annotation, biological process: neuron cell-cell adhesion; postsynaptic membrane assembly; modulation of chemical synaptic transmission. Gene Ontology annotation, cellular component: cell surface; synapse. The record is from RefSeq and is a predicted model, not a curated record. The transcript is spliced from 2 exons. NCBI's taxonomy places the organism in Eukaryota, Pelagophyceae, Pelagomonadales, Pelagomonadaceae.